Messenger RNA from Cylindrotheca closterium, 1365 nucleotides. NCBI's taxonomy places the organism in Eukaryota, Bacillariophyta, Bacillariophyceae, Bacillariales, Bacillariaceae. The record is from the annotation of a GenBank genome assembly.
AUGACAAACGAUACACUAUCUCCCCACUUUUCAUCGAGUCGACGCAAAUCCAGCAUGAUAGCUGCCACUUUCAAUCUCACAGCGACAAUCUUGGGCGGCGGAGUUUUGUCACUGCCGCUCGCAUUUGAAAAAUGUGGUCUACUGCUUGGCUCGUUAUUGAUGCUUGUAUCGAUGGUGAUUACCGAACGGUCUCUCUUUCUUUUCUGCCUCUGUGCAAGAAUCAGCGGAGCUACAACCUACGGAGAAGUGGGAAAGGCUGCUUUUGGAACCAAAGGAGAGUACGGAAUAUCGAUGGUGCUCUUUGUCUAUCUCAUGUUCGUCACGGUCGCCUUUAUGAUUUUGGUACAAGACAUUUGGACUUCCAUCGUCUCCGUUAUCAUGCGUCAAGCUGUCGAUCAAAAGUUGGUCCUGUUGGUGGUUCUGGCCCUCAUGUCCCCAUUCUUUAUUCAGAGAUCGCUCCACGCAUUGCGAUUCAAUUGCUACAUUGGGUUCGCUUCCAUUCCAAUUCUUCUUUUGGCUAUUUGGCGCGAUGUCGCCACAGAACCUAUUGAAUUUGAACCUCUGCAAUGGACAGAUUCCUUCAACGAUGUCCUCUACGCCUUUCCAAUUAUCAAUCUUUCCUUCCUUUGCGUAUUUAAUGUGUUGCCAGUCCAAGCUGCUCUUAUUGAACCAAGUCGCAAACGAAUGCAAUUGGUUAUUGAUGGUGCAAUUGGUUUUGCCAUUAUCAUCAUGAUACCCUUUGGAAUGUUGGGCUAUAUGUAUUCAGGAAUGAACACGGAUGGUAACAUUUUGAACAAUAUCCCAACACCAUCAAAUUGGAUGAAGGCAGGAAUCGGCACCCAGUUGUUCUUUUUGGGGCGCUUUGGCUGUGGUGUGACACUGACAUUGGCCAUGCCCUUGAUGUUGUUACCAUGCCGGGAUACUCUGUUGGAACUCUUGGACGUCGCCUUUUUUGGGGCUCAUAUUGUGGAACCACGUGGUGAGAAAAUACCCUUGAUAUCCAGGUCCUCUUCCGCUAUCAAUCAGUCCAUCAGAGACCCAAUCAUUGUGACCAAGAGGAACGAAAAACGGUUGAAUGAGAACUCAUGGGUACGAUACCUCCUCACAUUCUUGAUUCUAGGCAUCUGCUAUAUGGUCGCCAUUCGUGUUCCAGAAGUUGCAAUCGUCUGGAGCUUGGUUGGAUCUUCCAUGGCCUUUUUGAUUGCAUUCAUUCUACCAGCAGCAUGUUAUGUGAAGAUUCAACAAGACAGUCACUUUCCCAACGAUGAAAGCAAGGCUUGGCUAUGGUUUGCACAAGGGCUAUUUGUGGUGGCGGUCAUAGCUGUGGUAGCUUGUACUUCCCAGAGCAUCAUUCGCCUGCUUUAG